UGCUAGCGCCCUGCCUCUCCCCCCACAGUCACACAGGAGCUUCCAACUUUCCAGCGCGCCACGCACAGCGCGCUGUCGGACCUUACCUUUCUACCGCGGGGACUUUUUUUUUUCCUUUUGUACCUUUUCUGCUCGCUUGUCUUUUUUUUGUGUGUGUUUUUUUGUUUUGUUUUUUUCUUCCACCACUUCUCCCACGAGAUGUCGACUGCGCUCGUGCGAGGAGAGCCUGUAUUCGCCUCGCGCUCUCGGACAAUGAUGAAUUAGAGAAACAUUUCAUGUUCUCGCUCCCCGGCUGCUCACUGACAACUCCGGGGCCAGCGCGCGCGCGCGCUCCGCGCAGGUACACAGACGGCCCCGCCACCGCGCCCCUGAACGCAACACGGGCCGCUGAAGAGCCGCGCAGGGAUUUUCUAUUAUUAUUGAUUUCAGCUUAGAGAAAGAGAGACAGAGAGAGAGUGAUCGAUCUGUUGGGAUUGGCUUUUCCAGUGGCUUGCAGGGUUGGAUCUGAACUUGUAUUACGGAAAGCUGUGAGAUUUAAAGAGAGAGCGUGCCGUUGGAGGUUUGUCCACCAUGAGGCUGGAUGAUAUGUGGACGGUGCUCGUCCUCCUGGUGCUGUCCAGCUUGACUUCGGGGAAUCAAAUCAGCAGCAACGAAGUAGUUGCCGCACCCAGAGUCUUUAUCUCCUUCAAAGAGCUGAGGUCCACUGGUACAGCUCAUCACUUCGCCUACCUGCUGAAUGCGUCCGACUACCGGAUCCUCCGUAUGGAUGAGGACCACGAUCGCAUGUAUGUUGGCAGCAAGGACCACAUCCUGUCCCUUGACCUCCAUGACAUCAACAAGAGUCCACAUAUUAUCCAUUGGCCAGUGUCCGAACGAAGGCGGACAGAAUGCCUCGUGAGUGGGAAGGAUGCCAGCGAGGAGUGUGCAAACUUCAUCCGUCUAAUUGAGCCAUGGAACCGGACUCACCUAUACAUUUGCGGGACAGGAGCCUACAAUCCAGUCUGCACCUUCGUCAACCGGGGGCGUAAACCUCAGACGUCCAUGUAUCUGCAGAUGGCCCUGGCCAGGGGAAGGGCCAGCCGCGCGGCCGACCCCAGCGCGGUGCACGACACACUUGGACUGAAGGAAGAAAUUUUCCACUUGGAGCCGGGAAAAGUGGAAUCUGGGAAGGGGAAGUGCUCCUACGACCCGAAGCUCAACAGCGUGUCAGCUUUGAUUAAUGGAGAGCUGUACGCCGGCGUCUACGUCGACUUCAUGGGAACCGACUCGGCCGUUUUUCGUACUUUGGGGACCAAAACUGCAAUGCGAACAGACCAGUACAACUCCAGAUGGUUGAAUGAUCCCACCUUCAUUCACGUGCACCUCAUCCCGGACAGCGCAGAGAGGAACGACGACAAGCUGUAUUUCUUCUUCAGGGAGAAAUCCUCCGACAUGGGUCAGAGUCCCGUGACCCAGUCCCGCAUUGGACGCAUCUGCCUGAACGACGAUGGAGGUCACUGCUGUCUGGUCAACAAGUGGAGCACCUUCCUGAAGGCCAGGCUCAUCUGCUCGGUGCCCGGCACCGACGGCAUGGAAACACACUUUGACGAGCUCCGAGACGUUUACAUCCAGCCAACACAGGACACAAAGAACCCCGUCAUCUACGGCGUCUUCACCGUCUCCGGGUCCGUGUUCAAAGGCUCUGCCGUUUGCGUUUACUCCAUGGCCGACAUCCGCAUGGUCUUCAAUGGGCCCUUCGCCCACAAAGAGGGUCCCAAUUACCAGUGGGUGGCGUACACGGGGAAGAUCCCGUACCCUCGCCCUGGCACUUGCCCUGGAGGAACAUUUACGCCCAGCAUGAAGUCCACAAAGGACUACCCAGAUGAAGUGAUCAACUUCAUGAGGAAUCACCCUGCUAUGCACAACGCAGUCUACCCAGUGCACAAGCGCCCCCUGGUGGUCCGAACCAACGUGGACUAUGAGUUCACCACCAUCUCAGUGGACCAGGUGACGGCUGCAGACGGCAACUAUGAAGUGCUCUUCUUAGGAACUGACAAGGGAACAGUUCAGAAAGUCAUCGUUCUGCCCAGGGACGACCUGCAGACCGAGGAGCUGGUUCUGGAGGAGGUCGAAGUCUUUAAGGUUCCCACUCCUAUAACGACGAUGAAGAUCUCAUCCAAAAGGCAACAACUGUACGUGUCCUCUGCGGUCGGCCUGACCCAGUUGGCUCUCCACCGGUGUGACGUGUACGGGGAGGCGUGCGCUGACUGCUGCCUGGCCAGAGACCCGUACUGCGCCUGGGACGGCAAGUCCUGCUCCCGGUACUCGGCCUCACAGAAGAGACGUAGCCGGAGGCAGGACGUCCGCUACGGGAAUCCCAUCCGACAGUGCAGAGGCUUCAACUCCAACGCCAAUAAGAACACUCUGGAAAUGGUGCAGUACGGGGUGGAGGGAAGCAGCACCUUCCUGGAGUGCCAGGCCCGAUCUCCGCAUGCCGUCAUUAAAUGGCACCUGCAGAGAGACAACAGUGACCGCAGGAAAGAGAUGCGCUCCGACGGGCGGAUUCUGAAGACCGAACAGGGCCUGCUGCUGCGCUCCCUGCAGCCGUCGGACUCCGGCAUGUACCAGUGUACCGCCACCGAGAAGAACUUCAAGCACACGCUGGUCAAGCUGCAGCUGGUCGUGCUGUCGGGCCGCGCCGUCAACAACGCGCUGGUGGACGGCGGCGGUGGGCUGGUGCCGUCGUCCCUUCACUCGGCCGGCGCCCAGUGGACCCCCAGCGCGGGCCAGUACAAGGACCUGCUGACCAUUCUGAGCCAGCCCGAGAUGAGCCUGAUCAACCAGUACUGCCAGGACUACUGGCAGUUCGGAGACCCGCUGCUGGGAGCGCUCAAGGCGAAAGACCUGAAGGAGCUCAAGGAGCAGAAGAAACCCCGCAACCGUCGGCAUCACAGGGAGCGACAUGAGGUGGAGGAGGAGGAAGAGGAGGAGCAGCAGGGAGUAGAGACAUGAGGAAGCUGACCUUUGUGUUUGAAACACAACCUCCCCCCCCACCCGACCCUCCUCCACCCCCGAGAAAACUGGGAAAGACUCGAUGAGAUGAGAGUAGCAGCUUCAAAGAAAAAGAUGAAAAAAAAUCUGCAAACUGAAUGAAAACGGCUUCCAAACGAAACCCCACACACACACACACACACACACACACACACACACACACACAAACACACACACACACACACACACCUCCCUCAAGCAGUAACAUAUAUGAUACACAGUAUUUAUUGUAGGUUGUAAAUAGUACCAUUCUGUGGAUUUCUUUGUACUUAAAGUAAAAAAAAAAAAAGAAAGAAAAGAAGACAAGCUCUUUGUGUAUAGGUACCACUUUGGGGCGGGAGGGCGGGGAGAAUAUUGUUGUUGUCGUUGAUUUCGAUGUUGCUGUUACUGUCGGUAGGAAAAUCCCCAUUUGUCAGCAUCGUGUGAACUUUGACACCCUGCAAGGAACGCGUUGUUGGAGCGCGAGCUGUUUGGACUCAGAGCGGACUGCGACGAGGAGCUGCUGAGAACAAGGUGACGGGAGAAUUUAUAUUUUUUUUUUACUAUUAUUAUUAUUAUUGUUAUUUGUGGAUACUCCAGAAGAGCCUGUGUUGCAGCCUCCCUGUGGCUACAUGCAGAGAGAGAGACUUCAUGUUGGAAGAGGGACCACUGGACCUUGGUCCCAGUUAUCUGCGGGGGGUCAGAGGUCGGGGAGGGGACACACUGCUGUUCUCAGUGGGAAUCUUUGUGUUUCUUUUCUGUCAUGUCUGUGUAGAUCAGAGGGACUGAUUGUAAAAACGAUGUGGACCGUCGCUGCGUCCCGCGCCAGCUACUAAAUCGGGAUCCAAGAGAUUUAUUUAAAAACAAAAAUAAGUAAAUAAAUGAAUAAAAUGUUUACUUUCAAAAAGUAUGAGACUUCCUUCCACUGUGCGGUGCCUGGCUCAAGUGUUCACACAGGCCUGGAUUAUUUUACAUUCAUGUUACAACUAAAGGCUUCAACGUAUUUUAUUGGGAUUCAGUGUGAUGGGCCAACAUAAAGCAGUGCAUAAUUAUAGAGUGGAUGAAAAAGAUUUUUAUACCAUUUUAUGAAUAUAAAAGUGCGGAGUCCCUUUAUGUCUAUCCUGUUGCAUAAAACUGACUUUUGUUUUUUCAGUGUUACUAAAUAAUCAGCCAAUGGAACCAGAAUUAUUUCCUUACAACAAGCUCCUAUAACUUGUUGAAAAUUGACCUGUGAAUUAGUUUUGUCUUAUUUCAAAUGCGCUAAGAUAUUUACACUAGAAACUAAAACAAAAACACUUGGAAGAAUUUGUGUUUUUGUAGUGAACCAUAUUUUUUUAACUGGUUUUUGGGGGGAACGUUGAAUAUUGACUUACAGGAAAAGUUUCUUGGCUAAAUGCAUGAAACUGAGAUGAAUCUAUGAACGACGAUUUUUGAGUCUUGCAACAGAUUCUAAACUUGAGUGAAGUUUAUUUGUGCAGCACACUUGAGGAACAAGGCAGCUUCACAUCAUAAUUUUUUUUUAUUGUAAUUAGCUGGAUUUCUCCAGGUAAUUUGAUUAAGGACAAAUUCUUAUCUUCAAAAAUACAUUUAAAAAAAUCAUACACCAAGAUAUCGUACAUGCAAAAAACAAAAUAUCAAAAAAUCAGAGAAAGAAAAUAAAAAACAAACCAUAUUCAUAAUGACUAAAUGUACUCUAAUACGCAAAGUCCACAGUUUUCAAAAGCAAUUAUAUUGAUCAUUUAUUAUUGUUUUUACUGAGUUGAUGAAGUUUGGCUUAUUGAGCUUCAGUGGCUUUUGCAAGCGGUUGCAGCAAAAUGAAAUGAUGUUUUGCCUAAUUAUGUACAUAAUACAGUAAACAAUUAUGAAAUUAUGGUCUGUGAGGUCAGUACAAUAAACACUGAUCUUUACUGUAGUCCAUUUAACCAUUUAGUUUAGGUUAUGGUUAACGUUUUGCUGGAAAGUGAACCUUCACUUCAGCUCCAUCUAUUCUGAAAACAUUUUCUUGCUAUGCAUUUUAUUAAAUCAGAGAAUGCGUUUCCUUCCACAUUGGUUAUGCACUGCUUUGAUGCCGUCUGCCGCGUAAAAUACCAAUAAAAUACAUAAACGUUUGUCGCUGCAUGGUGACUAAAUGUGCAAAAAUUUAAGCAUUUUGAACACUUUUUCGGGGGACGGUACCCAAGCUGCUGCUCUACGGUCAGACACUCCAGCUGUCCAAAUCGGAAACCAUGACAUCACUUUCUUCAAACCUCUUUUGGGCGCAUUUUGAGGUGUACAAGCUAUAAGGAUUUGCACAUAAGGGCAUUAUUUAGUUUUAAUUUUCAAGGGACAUUGGCAGGGGCCAAAAAAAUAAAACACCAAACAAGCACAAGGUGGGCAAGAUAAACUGGAAGAACAAAAACCGGCUCGCAGUGAAAGUUGUUUCUGUCAGGCAGCAAAUGUUUGCAGUCAGCAGUUCUGAGCACAAAAUAGAUAUAUAUAUAUAUUUUUUUUUUUCCAAUUCAUUUCCUCUUGAGACUUUUCAUGUGUGGAAAAAAUAUCUGAUAUACACACAACAGAGCUUUGUAAGAAAAAAAAAAAGAAAAUAUAGUGACACCAACCAAAUUAGCCGGAAGCUUUCAUUGUGUUCAUGAACCUGAGUUUUCCCUGUGAUCCCCAUAAGGCAGCGCGCGGUCGGGCUUCUUGUCUCUUCCUCAUCUCUGUGGUCUCAAGCUGGAGGGGAAGAAACGCUUUAAAACUUUGGGAUUUUAAAAUGUUUCCGGUAUAAAGUACGGCACAACUUUUCACUGACAUCAGUUCCAGUCAAAUUAUUUGGUAAAUCACUUUAUGAUUAAAGAAUGAAAUUAUUGUUCUGAAGUUCCACUCUUGUGGGCAUGGGUCCAUUUUAAACACCAGGUGAAAGCUUCUGGUGUUUCAGAAGACACUGGUCUUCUUGUUUGCUUUCCAAACAUCACUGGAUAGCAACAAUGAAAAAAGACAGUCAGCUGUGUAAUUAUUUUGGAUAUAAAAACAAAGACAUAAUUCUGAACAACCCCAUCCAUCAUGCUGCUUUUGUAGGAAUGCACCGAUUGCAGUUUUGUGGACGAUCACCGAUUUUUAAAACACCUUGACCUGCUGAUUAAGAUUGAAAGUUGAAAAGUCACUAAGUGUAGAAUGAAAGUUGCUGAGUUGCCAACAGUGGGGUAACGGCGCGCACGCAAGCGUGACUUGUGGGUGGCGGGUCUGUCAGUCAGUGAUGUGACAGAACGGGACAGAAGCUGAUUUUUAGGCCUUUGCAGAAGCAGAGGAGAACUUUAGAUAAGAUCGGGUUGCCAUGAAAGAGAUUCCCGAUUGGAAUCGGAGCCGAUUUAUCUUCUUUGGAAUUGGGAAACUGUAUCAGAUUUCAUAUCGGAACUAGUUUUCAAAAAGACAAAAAGUAAUAAUGAUCAUCUUAAAUGAUAUUAAAGCAACUCGAAACAAAAACAUUCACACAAUACUACAUUAGUGGAUAGUAAAUAUCUCCACUUUCACAGGAGGGUUUUGUUCAGUUUGCCUCCUGUCCAUGCUGCGCUACAUCAGGUGGACUGAUACGGCGGCUAGCGGCGUAGCUCAGAAACACCAACACAUUGUUGUGACCAGAACAUUCUCUGUUUGACAACAAGCAAGGUUCUUGUUACUGAUGCAGCUUUGCAGAACCUCUCUUCAAAAUGUUUAAUCUGUGUCUUCGGGCUAAUCCUGUUUUAAAACAAACAAUUGCAAAAAACUAAGAGUAAGCAUGUCUGCUAGUAAAAUAAACAGCCUAUCACAGGUGAGAUAACAGAAGCUACAUCCCAGUGUUGCUUUAUAAACGGCUGAACCAAGGACAACUUUUCAGCCAAAACUAUUUUGCAUUUGCAUUUUUUUAAUGUGAUAUAGUUGAACAUUUUCUUUCGAGUUCCCGUUCUGACAGAAUUUUACUGUGAAAUUAUGUUUUUACGUGAUUCUAUUGUCUCAAUCAUACUAGCCCAUGCCUGCACUUCAGAGAACCAUGCUACCGAAAAGUUGCUUUAGCCGAUCUACCCGAAGUUAAAUUCUUGUCGUUUUUAUGUGCAAGAUUAUUCUGCAGAAUAUAAAAAUAAUUUAGAAGAAGCUAAACACAGACAUUGGAGACGGAAAACGUUUAGAAAGUGUCUUUCCAGGCUUGUUUACAGCCUGAUUGAAAGUCGCCAUGGAUCCAUUGAUAAUUCGUCCACAACGUUUGUAUCUGCUUUCACUGUGGUAUUUGUCUUCAUCACCAGAAUCAAAUAAAAUCCUAAAAGUCCAACUGAAACCAGAGUCCUUCCUAAGAUUAAGUCCUCAUCAUCAAAAAGCACAACAGUUGUAAAAUUUUUUACAAAAAUUUAGUUUGUAUUUUUUUUUUUAAAUCUUAUGUUUUUGGUUGUUUCAUUUUUUGUCACUCUUUCUGAUGAGAGAACACAACAUGCACAGAGGUGAUAUUAUGAUUUGUGUAGCGCUUCCUUUUCCAUUGUUGUUGCUGACUAAUAAAUUAAAGCUCUAUAUUUUAUAAGAAUGGUAUGCUCCAACUUGUUCAUUGUGAAUUGCUUGAUGCUGAAUGUUUUUUUUUUUUGUUUUUUUCCUCCAUGUUCUGCCCGGAAACCUCUUGAUCCUUGGAAUAAAGUUGUACUUGUCAAAAUGAUGAUGUAUGCACAUUUGUGUAAAAUAAAAACACUGCAUUUGCAGAUUGCAAUGAAACUUCUGUAAUGAGUGUGUAGUGAAAUAACA
Molecule: messenger RNA, 7746 nt
Organism: Poeciliopsis prolifica (blackstripe livebearer)
Lineage: Eukaryota; Metazoa; Chordata; Actinopteri; Cyprinodontiformes; Poeciliidae
Product: semaphorin-3F-like
Exons: 19
Coding region: 571-2991 (806 amino acids)
Biological process (GO): semaphorin-plexin signaling pathway; positive regulation of cell migration; negative chemotaxis
Molecular function (GO): semaphorin receptor binding; chemorepellent activity
Source: RefSeq, a predicted model, not a curated record